Molecule: messenger RNA, 267 nt
Organism: Racocetra fulgida
Lineage: Eukaryota; Fungi; Glomeromycota; Glomeromycetes; Diversisporales; Gigasporaceae
Source: the annotation of a GenBank genome assembly
GUUUUAGAAAAAGAACCUCAGAUUUUUAAUCGUUCAAAUGCUGUAAAAAACUUAAUUAAUGAUCGUCAAUUUUGGAUUGCUGUUGAGCAAUUACAAAAUAUUCUUGGUCCAGUAAAAUGUGCUGUUAAAAGUUUAGAGUUUCAAACUACCUUGUUUGUGGAUGUAUUUGUUCAACUAGUUAAAAUGGCAAUCGCAAUUCAAAAAAUUCCAGUCCUAUAUAAUAACCAAUUUCGGCGUGAUUGUAUUGCUAUUUAUAACAAGCGAUAG